Messenger RNA from Truncatella angustata, 506 nucleotides. RefSeq lists its product as uncharacterized. The transcript has a single exon. The coding region runs from base 22 to 366 and encodes 114 amino acids. The record is from RefSeq and is a predicted model, not a curated record. Lineage: Eukaryota; Fungi; Ascomycota; Sordariomycetes; Amphisphaeriales; Sporocadaceae.
GUGAAUGUUAAAGACCAAAACAUGCUGAAACUCAAAAUCACAGAUUAUACAGCAUCUGCAAACGUCUCCAUUGGUACAGCAGAUACCUCACUCAACUCUCUCGAUUCCAACGUCCUUUACUCUCCAUGUAUGCUUGCCCGCCUCCAAAAUCGCCAAUCGACAACCUUCUCCGAAUAUGACGCAUCAUCCACCACCACGUGGGCCUCCAUUCAGUCCAUCUAUGGAGUAACGAGCUUGACAGAUGUGCAACUGUCAGCUGCGGGCCCAACCGCUACGCCUCCAGUGCCCUCACGAGCCGCACGACCUUCAGGCUGUGAAAAGUACUAUCGAAUGACAGCGGAGACAUGUGCCAAGUUGUGGCUUUGAAUAACUUGGUAUCAACGCUCGAGGCGAUCAACCCAAAUAUCGAUGAGACAUGCGAUAAACUUGUGCCAGGAUUAUACUGUUGCGUCUUUCCUACGGCUGAUUGGAAUUUGGCGAGUGGCUCAACGUCGCCUUCAACAAUU